This is a messenger RNA of Eremothecium cymbalariae DBVPG#7215, 1779 nucleotides long. Its product is annotated as alpha-keto acid decarboxylase family protein. The coding region runs from base 1 to 1779 and encodes 592 amino acids. Gene Ontology annotation, molecular function: thiamine pyrophosphate binding; carboxy-lyase activity; magnesium ion binding. Lineage: Eukaryota; Fungi; Ascomycota; Saccharomycetes; Saccharomycetales; Saccharomycetaceae. The transcript has a single exon. The record is from RefSeq and is a predicted model, not a curated record.
AUGUCAACUUAUACUGAGCAGCAUAAUGUUCCACCCCAGAUCCCUUUGGGGAAAUAUUUAUUCCAUAGAUUGAAUCAGCUUAAUGUCACUACAAUUUUUGGGCUUCCGAGCGAAUUUAACUCCCCAUUACUCGAUCAAAUCUAUCAGAUACCCUCGAUGCGAUGGUGUGGUAAUGCUAACGAACUUAAUGCUUCGUAUGCUGCCGACGGCUACUCCCGUAUUAAACGUCUUUCAUGCCUGGUUACAACUUUCGGGGUCGGUGAAAUGUCAGUGCUUAACGGAAUCGCCGGGUCAUUUUCGGAGCAUGUUGCAGUAUUGCAUGUUGUUGGGAUGCCACCGUCAUCAGCGCAGCUUAAGAAACUGCUUCUCCAUCACACCCUGGGCAAUAGUGAUUAUGACAUUUUCCAUAGAUUGGCAAGUGAUAUCUGUGUUCAUACUGCUGUACUUAAGGAGAGCGAUAACAUCUGUGAUGUGAUUGACAACUGUAUCGUUCGUUGUUAUAACCAACAACAACCGGUUUAUUGUGGAAUCCCCGUGAAUCUUGCAGGCCACUUGGUCGAUAGCAAAAGCUUAGAUUCUCCGCUACAUUUAAUGCGUGGUUUCAACCAACCUAUCAGUGAUGCAGUUGAAGAACUUGUGGACAUAUUGCUGGAAAAAAUAUAUUCGGCACAACAUCCAGUCAUUGUGGCAGAUGGUUGUGCUUCUAGACAUGACUGUAUUGAAGAAUUAACAGAAAUUGCACAGAAAACCGGCUUUCCGCUUUGUUGUACACCAAUGGGCAAAGGGUCGUUUGAUGAACAAAGUAAACGUUAUGUUGGGGUCUAUAUGGGGUCUAUAUCUUCUCCUCAAGUACGAGAGGUGGUGGACUUUGCUGAUUUCGUCCUUGUGGCAGGCGCACUCACUGCCGAUUACGCUACUUCUUCCUACCAUUUCUGUUACAAGCCCAAAAACAUUGUUCUUCUUUUCGAUAAAUAUGCCAAAGUAUCAGGUACAAAAACGUACCCUGAUGUACGCUUAAAAGACGUUUUACAGUUGCUCGCUCGAUGCCUGGACCCAACCAAACUACAAUACAUCCAGGAAGAAAUCCCGGAAAGCUCCUGUCUGCGUGUCAAACCGGAUGCUAAUACACCACUUAGACAGGAGUGGAUGUGGGCCCGUCUGUCUCAUUGGUUUAGACCUGGAGACGUUAUCGUGACCGAAAUGGGCACUUCUGGACUCGGAGUGAACCAAAUUAAAUUCCCUUCUGGCACAAAAGUUGUUUCCCAGCCUCUCUGGGGGUCUUUGGGUUAUUCCGUUGGUGCUUGCCUCGGCGUUCUCAUCGCGGUCCAAGAGGAAUCCAGAGGUAACCGACUUAAAGAUAACAGGAUUAUUCUCUUUGUUGGCGACGGUGCUUUACAACUUACCGUCCAAGAGAUAAGUACCAUCAUCAAAUGGGGAUUGGCCCCAUAUAUAUUUGUCAUUAACAACCAGGGAUAUACUAUUGAUAGAUUAUUAAGCCGUGAUACACAUCAUGCAACAGCUGAUUACUACAAUAUUCAACCCUGGAACAACCUUUCAAUAAUCCCCGCAUUUGGCGGUACCAAUUACGACGUCCGUAAAGUCGUCAAGGUUGGCCAACUAGACCAACUCUUAAAAGACCAAAGAUUUUCGAAUCAAGAUAUACUAAAAAUGGUCGAGAUAAUUCUCCCCUCAAUGGACGCUCCACAAGCACUUUUGGAAAAUUAUGUUUCCUCAGACAUCGAACACUCGACUCAACCAAAACGGCCAAAACUAGCCUGA